This is a messenger RNA of Mercenaria mercenaria, 2580 nucleotides long. RefSeq lists its product as uncharacterized. NCBI's taxonomy places the organism in Eukaryota, Metazoa, Mollusca, Bivalvia, Venerida, Veneridae. The record is from RefSeq and is a predicted model, not a curated record. Bases 293 to 2149 code for a protein of 618 amino acids. The transcript has 15 exons.
ACUCCUGUAAGACAAUAGUGUUUAAGGAGAUAUUAUUCACACAGAAAAAAAUUUAAAUCUAUUUUAGGACGCUUAUUACAAUGUAUUUUUAUAAAUAGUAAAAUUAACAUGUUUCUAUGUUACAGGGAUUUUGAAAGUGUUGCUUGUUUCAGCGUCGCAAGAGCCAAGCACAGGUUCUGAGUGCUUGGACAAAAGUGACGGUGGAUCUUGUGUCAAAGAUGGUCAGUCAGAAGUUCUAAAACGGCAAAAACGUGAUACAUCGGAAAGAUACGCGACGGUAGUGCAAUUCCAUAUGCGUGUUUCCAAGAGCGUUGUUAAACUGCUCCAAAAAGAACAAAUACUUGAAAAAAUGGUGGAAUUUUUACACGACGACGUUGCGCUUAACCCAAAAGAUAUGUUCAACCUAACAAUGGAAUUUGAUGAAGUUGCUAAAGAUGAGCCAGGAUAUCUUAUUUCAUUUGUACUACAACCUAAAACUGAAAAUACAAACGAUAUUGUUACGAAGAUAAAAUCUUUAGUCGACAUUGAUUACGAGAUGAUGCUGUUUGGACUACCUUUUAAUAUGCAUCUGGGAACUUUUAAAAACGGCACGACUCUGUGGAACUGGAUAAAAACUGUUAUCAGCUUUGAACUGAUGAUGGAGUAUGGAUCGCUGGAACAAAAAGGCAUAUUAGAAGGCAAAAACAUGAUUGCCACAUUCUUACAUGACCGGUUCCAGAUUUCUCUUCGAGAUAUAUAUGACAUGACUUUAAUGGAUACAAAAGAGGGAAAUACUGCUAUCGAGUUUUCGGUACCACCAGUGAUGACAAUAGAUAAACAGGUAUUGUUGGCGAAUAUGGAGUUGUUCGUUGUAGGUCCGUGUAAGGAUACGUGCAAACUGCCCGUCGGUACGAACACAAAAGAUGAAUGUAAAUCCUGCGGAUUCGUUAUCCUAUUUGGGACAAAUGUAUACCCGAACCAACAGUCCUUCCAGUCAAGACAAGAAACAUGGACAGGAAACGAAAACAGAUUUGAAAUGGCGAAGAUUGAACGGCAGUUGUGCCCGGAUCACCAGGAAUUUUGCUCUAACGGGCAAAGUGAAUCUAAGUGCGUUGGAAUUGGAAGAUGUGUAUCAAACUUUUACAAGACCAUUUCCGGGUCCAUUGAAGUUCAUGGAAGCAUUAGGCUUUUAGAUCUUUACGGUAUAGACUUUGCGAUUAACGCAGUAGAGGAAAGUAUGGCUACGUUACACGGAUUUUGUAGGAGUGCUGUACGUGCCUCAUUGUUUGGUCAUGGUAGAGCCAAAUUUGGAAUAGCUUUAUCGAUAUAUCCUUCUCCUGGGAGGGAUGAGGCUUUUGGGAAGUUUCUUCACAUGAUAGAGAGCAAUGACGAAAUAGAGGUUUCAGGUCUUACUGUGUCCAAAGUUGAAGGUUCACUCUCCGUAAAAUAUCUGGAUCCACACAAACCAAUCCCUAGAUUUGUUGAUAACGACUGCUUUGGGUGUUCCAGCUCAGAGACAUGGUGCAUAUUGCCGAACAUAUCUUUGUGUCUUCCGAAAAUUCAGUGUCUAGGAGAACAUGCAUUGGUUCAGAAAUUCGCGCCCGAUACAGAAAUAGUUCGUGUCAGUAUUUUGAUGUCCAGCGAAGCAGAAUUUGUCGAUAUUACGGAUGAGUUUAAAGAUGUGAUGAGACAACAAAUAGCAGAUCAGCUGUAUUGCUCACAGGAUAUGUUGAAAAAAGUUAAUAUGGUUACAUCAGAAGACGGCAAAUUUGAGUUAGGAUUUGAUAUUGUCCUCAGAGAGAACAACGCGGAACUCAGAGAAAUAGUUAUUUUCCUUCAAAACAUCGUUGACAGUGAGGAAUUUUACAUUGAAACUACAGAAGUAUCAUUGAAAGCUGAAUCAGACAGUCUGAUAUAUCAGCAGUUUAUCUCUGGCUAUCCGAAAGAAAAGGCAGACGAACCCGUUUCCCCGCAUUUAUGGAAUGCAGUAACAGGCGGAAGCUUUGUCGCUUUACUGAUUCUGAUCAUUAUCCUCUUGGUUCAAGCUAGAAGAAUGUCAGGCAAUACACAUGUACUUCAAACACCAGGCAGCAGUGCAGAGCUAGAGAAGAAAGACCAAAAAGCUCCAAACAGACGACCAGAGAUUCGUACCUUUUUGAGAAGAAAAUAGUCUGAGAUUAUAUACGCUAUUGAGUUUUUAUUACCACACCAUUUGAUUCAGAUGAAUAUCUGCUUUAGACUUUCCAGUUACGUUUAUAUGUAGUUUCUGAAAACUGAGACGUAUACUGUGAUACAGUCAAAGCUGUAUACAUAGUAGAUGACAAAACUGUGUCUUUGUGCUUUGUCAACCUUCAGUGUUGUUAUAUUUUCUGGUCCUCUGGGAUCAUGGAGUCCAUUUAACAGAUGUGUAAUAGAGUUCCGCUUAAGCCGGUGCUAGGGGGCAUGAGACGUGUUGCAUAUUUCAUUAUCUCUCAUGAACAGACUCAGUCAAACCGAGUGUGCUAUUAUUCUUCUUGUUUGCAUUCUUUGCUUCCAAAGGAUCUUCUUACAGAUUUUAUUAUUUAUAAAGCGUCUUACAAAAAUCUUAUUCGUUUUUGUUUU